CCUCGAGGCGCUGCUGACUGGCAGGACUGGCAGAUGCCCGUCUGAUGUCACAAUGGGCGGAGGCAGCGGCCAGCCUCCCGCCCACCCCUUUAUGGCGCCCGCUUCCGUUCGGUUACCUAGGAGAAGGAUACACACGGCAGCCCAAACUGAAAAGGCCCUAGGGAAAGAGGGCAGGACCCCGGCUGCGGAUCGGCCGUUGCACUUGGCGCUGCCUGGAUUUCUGAGCGAGGGGAUAACCGGGGCCAAGGAAGGGACCCCCUAAAACUGCACGGAGAUCGGGGUGCAGCCUAAUCCGAGGCCACCCAGCCCCUGAAGUUUGUGAGACUCUCAGAAGGGCGUGAUCCGCUAAAGCCAUGAGUCAGAGGCAGGUCUUACAAGUCUUUGAGCAGUACCAGAGAGCCAGAAUACAGUUUGUUCAAACUGUUGCUGAACUUGCUACUAGGCCUCAAAACAUUGAGACCCUGCAGAAUGCAGGUGUAAUGGCUCUGCUGAGGCCGCUCCUAUUGGAUGUGGUUCCAAAUAUUCAACAGACGGCUGCUCUGGCCCUUGGGAGGCUUGCCAACUAUAAUGAUGACCUGGCAGAAGCUGUAGUUAAGGGAGAUAUUCUUCCACAGCUCGUGUAUUCAUUGGCUGAACAGAAUCGUUUCUACAAGAAAGCAGCUGCCUUUGUUUUACGAGCAGUUGGGAAACAUUCUCCUCAGCUAGCCCAAGCAAUAGUGGACUGUGGAGCACUAGAUACACUGGUGAUUUGCUUGGAAGAUUUUGAUCCUGGAGUCAAAGAAGCCGCAUCCUGGGCUCUUGGCUAUAUAGCAAGACACAAUGCAGAACUGUCACAGGCUGUGGUGGAUGCGGGAGCCAUUCCUCUCUUAGUGCUCUGUAUCCAGGAGCCAGAGAUUGCUUUGAGAAGGAUUGCAGCUUCGGCACUCAGUGAUAUUUCAAAGCAUUCUCCAGAGUUAGCGCAGACGGUGGUGGAUGCGGGGGCAAUUGCUCACUUGGCUCAGAUGAUCCUCAACCCUGAUGCCAAACUGAAGCGUCAGGUGCUUUCAGCUCUCAGCCAGAUAGCAAAGCAUUCUGUGGAUCUGGCAGAAAUGGUGGUUGAAGCAGAAAUUUUCCCUGUUGUACUCACAUGCCUGAAGGACUCGGAUGAAUACGUCAAGAAAAAUGCUGCAACUCUAAUUAGAGAGAUAGCAAGGCAUACGCCUGAGCUUUCGCAACUUAUAGUGAAUACAGGGGGAGUUGCUGCUGUGAUUGAUUGUAUUGGCAGCUGCAAAGGAAAUGUUAGACUCCCUGGGAUCAUGAUGCUGGGAUAUGUGGCAGCUCAUUCGGAGAACCUGGCCAUGGCGGUUAUAAUCUCUAAGGGGGUUCCACAACUGGCGGUGUGCUUGUCAGAAGAACCAGAAGAUCACAUUAAGGCGGCAGCUGCUUGGUCUUUGGGACAGAUCGGGAGGCACACUCCAGAACAUGCCCGUGCCGUUGCGGUAGCAAAUGUGUUACCUGUGCUGCUUUCUCUGUAUAUGGCACGUGAAAGUUCAGAAGAUCUUCAGGUCAAAACAAAGAAGGCUUUAAAGAAUAUUCUGCAGAAGUGUACUCAUCUGCCAGCACUCGAACCCUUGUUGCAAGAUGCUCCUCCCAAUGUUCUGAAGCACAUAGUUGGUCAGUUCAGUAAGGUUCUGCCACAUGAUACCAAAGCCCGGCGCCUUUUUGUAACAAGCGGUGGCCUUCAGAAGGUUCAAGAGAUAAAAGCAGAGCCAGGAUCACUUCUUCAAGAGUACAUCAACACGAUUAACAAUUGUUAUCCAGAAGAAAUAGUCAGAUAUUAUUCCCCUGGAUAUUCCGAAGCACUUCUGGAAAGGGUCGAACAUUAUCAGCCAGUUCUAUAAGCUCUUCAGCAUUUGCAAUAGAAAAAUCACUCUAUUUCCUAUUUGUCUUUUUGAGUGGCAAGCAAAUAUAGUUUGGGAAAUUCUAGUUUGAGAGAUAUAAUACCUUCUGUUCUGUUACCAAUCAGUUAGGACAACAAGAAGACAUCUUUAAUCCAUGUGUGGUUUUCUGGAAAUGUAAACUAAGGGGGGGAAAACUGCCAUGUACGUUUAUUAAGAGGUUGGCAUGUCUCAGAAUUUCUGGAGGCCUUGACAAUGGAGGGUCCAGCGUUCUUUUUGAAUAUGUUGGCAAUCUUCAAAGCAGCUGUCCGAUCUGAUCUUCUGAGAUGAUUGUGCUAGAGGAUUACAGCGCCAUACAUAUGUGAAGCACUGGAGCUGCACAGCCUUUAUUCAUUUCAGUGGACUUGCACUGAAGUAGUUUGCAGGACUAUUGCCUUGUCCUAUUGCUGGAAUUGACUUCAGAUGAGCAAAUAAGUGGCAAACUGGCCCUCCUGCUCCCACUUCUUGUUUAACCCUUGCAUCACCUCAACCUCAGCACUCUUUCCUGGACAUCUUGAAGAUCUAGCAUGUGACUGGUAAAUUGAUGGGUGUUUGAUCUUUUAGCACCCAAGCUUUUAAUGGUGCAAUUUCAUCCCUCUGUAACUCAGUAGAUUUCAGGACAGCUGUUAUUUGGGUAGCAGACUGCUUGUAAGUAGCUAAAGGAACAUUGAAAACAAGUCUUGCUUUGAAUCUUGCUUGCGGAUUGCUCAAGACUUCUGGUUCCCACAACAUCUAAAAGAAAGUUUUUAAAAACCACAUCCCAACAAACUCCUCAUUACCCAACAUGAUGGUACCUGAUAUUAUCAAAUAAAACUCUGCAUUCAAGAACAAAAUAUUUCAAUUUUGUAAAGCCAA
Molecule: messenger RNA, 2771 nt
Organism: Hemicordylus capensis (graceful crag lizard)
Lineage: Eukaryota; Metazoa; Chordata; Lepidosauria; Squamata; Cordylidae
Gene: SPAG6
Product: sperm associated antigen 6
Exons: 11
Coding region: 354-1880 (508 amino acids)
Biological process (GO): filopodium assembly; neuron projection extension; sperm axoneme assembly
Cellular component (GO): axoneme; acrosomal vesicle; microtubule cytoskeleton
Molecular function (GO): microtubule binding
Source: RefSeq, a predicted model, not a curated record